GCAAACGAAAUGGUGAAAAAUGCUGUUAGAAUCUACGCAAGAUUAAAACCGGAAAGAAAUCGGGAGAGCACGGUGAAUUAUCAGGUAUUGCAUCGUCCCAGAGGGAAUCUCGAGGAAGAUUUCUUGGUUCUAGUGUCGCCGAUUCAAAAGUUAAAAGAUUGCCCUGACAAUCGUCCCGAGUCGUGGAACUUUUCUUUCUUUCGAAUAUUCGAGGAAUCUGCAACGCAGCAAGACGUGUUCGAGAAUGUAGCACUGCCCGUAGUAGAAAGUGCCCUCGAUGGUUACAAUGGCACCAUUUUCGCCUAUGGCCAGACAGCCAGUGGGAAAACGCACACGAUAACCGGAGACCUGGAGGACGAGAACCGUGGCAUCAUACCGAGAACAUUGCAAUUCCUGUUCGAUGCGAUACAAAAGCGACCGGAGAACGUAUACUCCAUCGAAGUGGCUUACUUGGAGAUUUACAACGAGAUCGGCUAUGACCUGCUAGAUCGGAGACAGCAACGAGAUUUUGCGGUUACGAGAUUGGAAAAUUUACCGCGCAUCAGUAUUCGAGAAGACGAGGUUGGGAAGCUACAUCUGAAAAAUUUGACGUUUUACUGCGUUAGAAAUUUGGAGGACGCGUUUGAAUUGCUCCUGCUGGGCGAUAAUAAUCGAGUUAUCGCCGAUACACCGAUGAAUCUCCAGUCUUCGAGAUCGCAUUGUAUCUUUACCAUCAUAGUUUCUGCGAAACAGUUUGGCGCUGAACAGUACAAGCGAGCGAAAGUACAUCUAGUCGAUCUGGCAGGGUCCGAACGUGUCUACAAAUGCUCGAUAACCGGCACCAUUCUGACCGAGGCGAAGCACAUUAACCUGAGCCUACAUUACUUGGAACAAGUCAUAGUGUCUCUGGGUCAGGAGAGCGUGGGUCACAUUCCUUACAGGAAUUCAUUGUUGACGUCGAUUUUGAGAGAUAGCUUGGGAGGGAAUUGUCAGACUAUCAUGUUGGCGACCAUAAGCGUUCACUUUUCUAAUUUGGAAGAAACGGUGUCCACUUGUAGAUUCGCUCAAAGGGUGGCUCUUAUUAAGAAUUACCUGAAGUUAAAUUUUGAGACAGACGUUCAAAGUGAAAACGCGUUAUUGAGAGCGGAGAACGAAAGGCUUAAGCAACAAAUCAAAGUUUUGACCAGGCAAAUCACGCCUGAGGAACUGACGGCUAAGGAUAAAAGAGAUCUCGACUGUAAGGUCAGAAGCUUUUUAGAAUCAGGCGAACGAGUCUUCUGGGACUUCAAUCCGAAGAAGGUCGAAUAUUGUUUCGAAAGUUUCAAACGAGCUUUCGAAUUGAGCAAAGACCAAAAAUGUUAUCCCAAGAAACUGGAAUAUUAUGAGGAUCUAGUGACACAAAGAGACAAGGAAAUUUCAUAUUUAAUCGAUAAAAUGAAGAAGAAGAAUCACCAACUUACAGAAGCGAGUGAUGAUAGAUUUACAAUUAAUAGUAUCGAGAACGAGAAUCAAGAAAUCGUACAAGAUUCGAUAAGCAAUCGUAUACCAUUAAAAAAACAAAAACGAAGACCUAAGAUUAGUGAUCAAAUCAAAUCUGACUGCGGUGUAAAUGUUAGGGAUAACAAUUCGACGUUGAAAAACAAAUCGGUAUUCUCUGAUACCUCAGAGCAAUUGCCUUGCAAUAUUGUUAAUUUAACUUUAAGUGAUUUAACUCGGGAUCGAGAUCACACAGUUGAUCAGAAAGUAACUGAUAAAACUAAUGACUCGAAUCAACAAUCCUUAUGUAAAACUGGAAAACAGAAGAAUGACAGAAAGAAACAUAAUACUCGGAUAGACUCGAUAGUGAAUCAACAAAAUGAGCAAAAUCCUAUUGAAUUGCCAAGUGCUGAGACGAAAAUUGUAACUAAGGAAGCUUCAUUCGUAGAAGCAGAUUAUUCGGUCCCAGUGUAUCAAAAGUUUUUAAGCUUCGAUGCGUGUACUCCAAAAAGUCCUUCAACUCUAAAAGAAAACGUGAAAAUUGAGAAAGAAGAUUUCGACCGGAAGUGUGAUUCGGAGAAAAAUGAUAAGCAGUUUGAGGAUUCAUUGCCAUUGACUGGGGAUCCAGAAAUCGACGAGGAAAUCAUAGCGUUCUACAAAGCGAAACGAUCUGGAAGUAUUUACUGAUCAAUUUUUCAAAGUGCUGUUUACGAUAAAGAAUGCAGAAAUACAGUAUUUCAUAAUCAUAUGCUUAUUAUUCGUAUGUACAAUCAAUUACAAUACAACG
Molecule: messenger RNA, 2242 nt
Organism: Frieseomelitta varia
Lineage: Eukaryota; Metazoa; Arthropoda; Insecta; Hymenoptera; Apidae
Product: kinesin-like protein KIF6
Exons: 13
Coding region: 10-2142 (710 amino acids)
Biological process (GO): microtubule-based movement
Cellular component (GO): kinesin complex; microtubule
Molecular function (GO): ATP binding; microtubule motor activity; microtubule binding
Source: RefSeq, a predicted model, not a curated record